GUUUUGGGUUUCUGGACGGACCUUUGUUUCUUGAAAUGAACUGAGCCACCCCUUUUUCGCCCCGACCCGAAACAGAGAUAUACAAGAAGACCCAGCCCCCUUCCAAUCAUCAUCGUCAUCAACCAUCUACUGCCGCUUUUGUUUAAUUUGGAUUUGUGUUGCUUAAUUAUUACCAUUGAUCCGAUCCAUUUCUUCCUUCCUUCCUUCUUUCCACAUUUGGCAGGUGAAUGAUUGACUUGUAUAUUGGGAGAAGAGUGCUGCUUGUUCUGCAUUAGUGUGCGAUAACAUAUUAUGCGCUGAUAGUGGUUUUGUUAUUAUGGAUGUUGUUAAUGGUAUCAACAACAACCCCAGUCUAGCUUCUAAACAACGACUCCGUUGGACGCAUGAACUUCAUGAACGAUUUGUCGAUGCUGUCGCACAACUCGGUGGCCCAGAUAGGGCCACUCCAAAAGGCGUGCUCAGAGUUAUGGGUGUUCAAGGUCUGACAAUUUAUCAUGUGAAGAGCCAUUUGCAGAAAUAUCGGCUGGCAAAGUACCUCCCAGAUUCAUCAUCUGAAGGAAAAGCUUUUGACCAGAAAGAAUCGGGUGACAUGCUUUCUAGUUUGGAUGGGUCAUCUGGAAUGCAAAUUACAGAAGCACUCAAGCUGCAGAUGGAGGUGCAAAAGCGUCUGCAUGAACAAUUGGAGGUACAAAGACAACUUCAGCUACGAAUAGAGGCACAAGGGAAGUACCUGAAAAAGAUCAUUGAAGAGCAACAGAAGCUUAGUGGAGUUAUAUCAGAAGUGCCAGGCUCAGAGGACAAUUGCCAAGAAUCCAGAAGUAUAACUGAUCCUGUGACUCCAGCUCCUGCUUUUGAGUUGCCUAUGAUGGAAAAGUCUGUCAAGGAAUGUGCCCCCGUUAAAAACAUUUUUGUUGAUGAUAGACAUGAGCCCUUAACACCAGACUCUGGUUGUCACUUGGGCUCACCCGAUGAAAACCCCUUAGGAGAGAGAGCCAUGAAAAAGCAACGAGUGAACAUGGGUCUGACUCACCAAAUCUUGGAGUCAAGCCUAAGGCCAUCAUUUCAUCAGCAACAGCAUUCCGCUUACCUGACUACAGAGCAGUUUGGCCAUUCAGCUGGAAUGGCAGUUGAAAAUGAAGAUUAACAUGUAAAAGUCAUCAAUCUUGCUUUGUUUUGUACCUGUGCAGUUUACAGAAAUAUUUAUUCGAUUAGGUCCAAAGGCAGUGGAAAGACCAGAAAACUUGUAAUUUGUACUCUAAAAGUUGAGACAAAGUAGACGGUAAUAUUAAUAUUUAUUGUACUAGUGAUGUAAAAACAAGGGGUCUUUGUUCGAUUUAGUCCAAAGGGUGUGUUCCAUUGAAGUCCAAAGGGUGUGGUAAAGCAGAAAAACAUUAAUUAGUGUUUUGAGAUUAUUCAAAUGAUAAUAUUAAUGUAUUACUUCCUGUAUGUUGCAUUUAA
This is a messenger RNA of Erigeron canadensis, 1458 nucleotides long. RefSeq names its product myb family transcription factor PHL7-like. Bases 317 to 1144 code for a protein of 275 amino acids. Gene Ontology annotation, molecular function: DNA-binding transcription factor activity; DNA binding. NCBI's taxonomy places the organism in Eukaryota, Viridiplantae, Streptophyta, Magnoliopsida, Asterales, Asteraceae. The transcript has 8 exons. The record is from RefSeq and is a predicted model, not a curated record.